Messenger RNA from Hevea brasiliensis (rubber tree), 2934 nucleotides. RefSeq lists its product as uncharacterized. Gene Ontology annotation, molecular function: protein binding; RNA binding. Gene Ontology annotation, biological process: ribosomal small subunit biogenesis. NCBI's taxonomy places the organism in Eukaryota, Viridiplantae, Streptophyta, Magnoliopsida, Malpighiales, Euphorbiaceae. The transcript is spliced from 14 exons. The record is from RefSeq and is a predicted model, not a curated record. Gene Ontology annotation, cellular component: nucleolus. The coding region runs from base 255 to 2840 and encodes 861 amino acids.
AGGCUUAAAUACCCCAUUCCUAUUUUAUGGGUAACCAGCCCAGACAGUCCACAGCCUCACUCACUGUUCCCUCUCCGGCGCUGCUGAAUUGUAAGCUAGUAACCUUCGUCGACGGCGUUUCAGAGUACAUAAUGGUUAACUCUUCCCCACCUCACGCUCCCCUCUUCCCGCUUCAACUAUUUGCUGCGUUUCUGUUGAUGUAACUUUGAUCAGGAACCAUGAAUAAGCAUUUUAUCCUGAUUAAUCGUUAAAAAAUGGGUGAUCAGAAGUCACGGCGCGAACAGCGAAAAGAAGCUCGGCAAGCAAAGGCUCAGCAAAAACAUCAAUCUUGGAUGGAACAUCAGAAAUUACAAAAUCAUAAGGGUGCUCAACAAGCUAAGAGAACGUUUGGGGGCUCAAGGCAUGUGAACAGAUCAAAAAGUUCAUUUACUCAAAAUUUGAGAGAAGGAGAAGGAAGACAACAAGAUACUAACCAUGAGACAAAUCAGAGUACAGAGAAAAUGAAUGUGAGAAAGAAAAUGAAAGUUAAAUCAGAGUCAUUGAGCCAUGAUUGUUCCACUACUUCAAAGAAAGAAAGCAAGGGCUUGAAGAGAAAUUUGAAAACAAAGUUUGAAGAGUUUAUUGAAAUGGAUAUGAAAAAUGCUGACGUGUUGGCACAGGAGGAUCUAGUAAUGGAGAGGAGACUUGCCAAGAAGCUUAAGGUGAAGGAAGGAAAAUUGAGGGGGAUGGAUGAUGAAAUCAAUUUGUUAUUAAGCGGGAUUCCAUCUGUGCAUGAAUCAUUUGAUGAAGUCCCACUUGGUAAAGAGUUUCCCAUCGAGAAAAUUGAUAAUGGAACUUUGGAUAAGAAACGUAAGAAGCAAAAGUCCUUAGAUGAUUUUUCAGGUAAUGAGAUAGCUGCUGAUAUUAUGGGUGGGGUUUGUAAAUCAGAGGAAACAUCUGAUGUAGAGAUGGGACUGGAAGAAAGUGCCAAAACAACUUCACAUAAGAAAGACAGAAAGAGAAAGAAGAAAAACAAAAAUCAAGGCAGCAGUGUAGCGGGGGUCGCAACUAAUAGUGAGAUAGCUGGUGACAUUAUGGAUGGAGUUUCUGAGCCAGAGGAAAACUCUGGUGCAGAGCUGGGUGGAGAAGAAGGUGUGACCAAGAUUUCUUCACUUAAGAAAUGUAGAAAGAGAAAGAAGUCUAAGGAAAAUGAAGCAGGUAACAUAGUAGGAGACACAUCUAAUGGUGUAUCUACAAAAGCAGAAGCCCAUGAGGCAGAUGUGGCAUUACAGGAAGCUCCUACCAUUGCACCCACACCAGGGAGUAGUGUGAAAUAUGUAGCUCCUCACUUGAUAUCCCGUAUAGGGAAUGAGUCAGAGGAGCAUACUCAAAUCCGUAGACGGGUUCGCGGUCUUCUGAAUAGGCUGUCUGAAUCUAAUGUGGAAUCAGUUACUGGGCAAAUGGCUACUAUCUUUAAUUCUGUUAGUCGCAAUAUCAGUUCUCAAAUUAUCAGUGAUGAGGUGUUGGCAGCUUGUUCUGGUGGUCCUCGUGGCAAUGAACAGUAUGCUGCUGUUUUUGCAGCAUUCGUUGCGGGCAUGGCUUGUUCUGUUGGAAUGGACUUCAGCGCAAAGCUUAUAGCUUCACUUGCCAAGUGUUUUGAGGAUGAGUAUCUCAAAGAAGACAAUCUUUCCUUGCGAAAUCUGACACUUCUGUUGUCCUACUUAUGUACAUUUGGAGUUUGUUCUAGUGAUUUGAUAUAUGACUUUCUGAUUAUGUUGAGCAAGCGGUUGACAGAGAUUGACGUCUCUACUAUCUUGACAGUUCUACAGUGCUGUGGCAUGAAAAUAAGAGCUGAUGAUCCCACUGCCAUGAAAAACUUCAUCCAGAGUGUUCAGAGUAGGGUGAAUGAGCUGAAGUCCUCUCCUGGAGAAGACCAGGCAAAAAUGAUUGGCAAAAGAAUGGAAUUCAUGCUUGAAACCAUAUGCGACAUCAAAAACAACAAGAAGAGGCCUAAGGAUGAUAGUGCACAAAACACAAGAAUUAAAAAAUGGCUGCAAAAGCUAAGAGUUCAAGAAAUUCUUCUUAGAGGGCUCAAAUGGAGCAGGCUGCUUGAUCCUGAUAAGAAGGGCCAAUGGUGGCUGUCAGGUGAUACGGCUAUCACCGUAGAUGAUGUUGAAGAGGUUGCCAGUACAAUUGAUAAAGAGGUUGUGGAAGCACAAAAGAUGCUGCGGCUUGCUGCUUUACAGAGGAUGAAUACAGAUGCUAGAAAGGCAAUCUUUUGUAUAUUAAUGAGCGGUGAGGACUAUAUUGAUGCAUUUGAGAAGCUUCUAAGACUGGAUUUGCCAGGAAAGCAGGACAGAGAGAUUAUCCGGGUUCUUGUAGAAUGCUGCUUGCAAGAGAAGGUGUUUAACAAGUAUUAUACUGUUCUGGCUUCCAAGUUGUGUGGGCAUGACAAAAAUCACAAGUAUACUUUACAGUAUUGCCUUUGGGACCACUUCAAAGAGCUCGAGUUCAUGCCACUUUUAAGAUCCAUGCACUUAGCCAAAUUUGCAGCAGAGAUGGUUGCCUCCUUCACCCUCUCUCUUUCAGUUUUGAAGAGCGUCGAAUUGAGUGAUGCCGGGUGGCUAACUUCAAAAAGGAUCAUGCAUUUCCGGAUGCUGUUUGAGGCCUUAUUUGAGUAUCCUGAUAGUGUUGUAUGGAAUGCGUUUACACGAGUAGCUAUUGACCCUCAGUUAGAAACUCUGCGUAAUGGUAUCGAGUUCUUCAUCAGGGAGUAUGUUGUGAAAACUAACAAUGCAAUUGUUAAGAAAUUCAAGAUUGUUAAGAAAGCCCUCAACAAUGUGGAAGGAGUCCUCAUGUGAACCAAGAUUUUGCCUUGAUUUUCUUGGCAAGGCCUGAUUUUGUAGUUCUUUCGCAUGUUUGAGUUGGUGCCAAAUUAUUAUUUUCAUUAUUCAA